This is a messenger RNA of Salvelinus fontinalis (brook trout), 1979 nucleotides long. RefSeq names its product MORN repeat-containing protein 5-like. NCBI's taxonomy places the organism in Eukaryota, Metazoa, Chordata, Actinopteri, Salmoniformes, Salmonidae. Bases 164 to 682 code for a protein of 172 amino acids. The record is from RefSeq and is a predicted model, not a curated record. The transcript has 5 exons.
CAGUUUUACGUUAUCACGUAAUGACAUCACAACGUCAUUUAGCAACUUUUAGCAACAAAUCAACCUGGCUCUAGCAACUUACCCUGAAAAUUUGUUGGCAACACUGACCAGACAGCUAAACUAACCCCAGUUGUUCUAUGUAGCUUUUAAUAAAAUAACACAUAUGGAGUUCACAGGUAGCAGUUACACUGGAGCCUUCAAGAAUGGCAGGAUGGAGGGAGAAGGAGAGUAUAAAUUCCCCACAGAGACAAGAUAUGUUGGGGAGAUGAAGAAUGGCAUGUUCCAUGGAAAAGGUGUACUCAAUUUCCCAAAUGGAAGCAAAUAUGAAGGAACUUGGGAGAAAGGAAUAUCCAAACAGGGUAAGUAUACUUUCUCUGAUGGACUGGAGUACCAAGAGAAGGACUGGGCGUUUUGUGAUGGCUAUGACAGACAGUUCUACACUGAGAGGUGCAAUGGACUCAAACCUGCAGGGGAGUCUCAGCUGACAGACCUAGACUCAUUGCGUGUCAUCCCAGAUGGCUGCUAUGACUGUGGGGAUGGAUUCUACGACCCCAACGCCAGGGUCGUCACUGACUAUGAGCAUCACUUUCUCAGAAACGCAGAUGACUAUGAACACGAGUGGAUUGUGUCCACUUGUCGGAAGAGCUGGGACGAGAUCGUUGGACAUUCACCUGAAAACUAGGCCACAUUUCAGAACUGGACAUUGAGUUGCGGGACUGAGCGAAAAAAAAUUAAAAGGCAGCUCGUUUAUGGAAUGUUCAACUGUGGUGCAUACAGGCCUACCUGUGAAUUAUAUUUUGUCAAAUCUGAAAUAUCCUACAUGUUCGUUUCUAUUUUAAAUAGGUUUAAUUUGACCAGAUGCAUAAAAACAAAAUAGGUAAGCCUAUUUCAGAUGCACAAAAACAUAGUGAAGCACAUGUGAGCUACUGAAAUUAAAUAUGUGGAGGAAGUCAUGCUAGAAGAAUAUACUCACUUAGUCAAACAUUUUCAUGCAGUGUGAGAGGAAAAAACCCACCAAUCCUUGAUUUAUAACUUGUAAAGCCAAUUGUUUACUUGUAAUGUUUGUCCUUAAAUGUCCCUGCUCUGCUCUCUCUGCAUGGUGCUGAAAUGACUGUACCACCAGUGCAGGCCAAUGUAAUCAGUGUCAGAUUGUUCUCUCAAGUGUCCUCGAAGACUCAGCAGCUUAAUGGAUGCAAAUUAACAUGAAAUAUGACUUCCUCUUAUAUAGUCUAUGCAAGAUAUCCACCAGCACAAUAUACUGUUGCCGGUAGGCUUUGUUCCAGUCAGUCUUCUAUUUAGAUGCUAUACUAUAUUUCUCAAUAUAAGGCUUUGGAUCCAGUAAUUGCAUUUUCUACUAUAAUGUUGUGCUGUAGUGUUUUUGCCCAGACAGACAAGCGUAUAUUUGUGAGUGAGACGUUUUAGUCUGUCUCGGCUAAAGCUGCCCUUUGAAACAGGACCUAGGUUAGAGGAUCAAUCUCAUGAUGCAGCCUGACAGUGACUUCCUGUCUGUGAUGGCGCUCAGCUGGGCUUGCUGGACGAAUCAGCUGCAGAGUGGUGGAGAAGAAGAGGGGAGGAGAUGAGUCAUUACUGUGCACACUGACCCAUGAAGAACCUGCCAGCUCAGCCAUCGGCCUGUGAUUGCUUCCUGCCCAGCGCCGGGCACGCACACUUUUACACACACACACACAAAUUGACACACCGAGACAUGCAAGUAUGUAUGCACACACACAACCAGGUACGCACCGGACAUACCAUACAACUUCAAAUAAUAGCCCAGGCGUUUAUUUGCUUUUCAAUCACUGACCACAACCGCCAGGUGUCUAUUUCCUUAAUGCACACAGCUUUUGCUCAGAAAAAUGUUGUGAAGUCUACCAUACUGUUUAUUAUGACCAGUAUAAACAUUAUAACAAACCCAUUGCUCUUUAUCUACUUUUGAGCAAUCUCAAUGGUACUCAAUAAAGUUCACUCGUAAACAAUAA